This is a messenger RNA of Aspergillus tubingensis, 2094 nucleotides long. Its product is annotated as bifunctional terpene synthase/polyprenyl synthetase family protein. Lineage: Eukaryota; Fungi; Ascomycota; Eurotiomycetes; Eurotiales; Aspergillaceae. The transcript is spliced from 9 exons. The record is from RefSeq and is a predicted model, not a curated record. Gene Ontology annotation, biological process: isoprenoid biosynthetic process. Gene Ontology annotation, molecular function: prenyltransferase activity. The coding region runs from base 1 to 2094 and encodes 697 amino acids.
AUGAUGGCACUUCCACAUUUAUUCCCCGAUGAUACCUCUGACCCGGUUCCUCGUGCCUCACGGGAUCUUCAAGGAUUCUGCAGAGAUUAUCCUCUGCGACGUCAUAAGUUUGAGGACUGGGCCAAUACAGGAUCUCAGCAAUGCCGAGACGAUUGGGAGCAGUAUAUCGGGCCGAUAGAGCGCUGGGGAUGCUGUAACCCGUGGGAGGGUCACUUCUCCGCGGUCGUCUUGCCCUUUUGUCGGCCCGAUUGCAUUGCCAUCAUUAGCUACUGUUUCGAAUACGCAUUCAUGUACGAUAAUGUGGUUGAAUCAGCCGCCAAAUCCACAUUAAACAAUAACACGGAUGAUAUUGCUCUCGAUGAGACAGAGUACCGAACCGUGCGAUCGGUCACUGGAGCCAAACAGAUCCAGUCUAAAAUGCUACUCGACCUCCUGUCGAUUGACACUGCAUGCGCUGAGGUUGUUAUUGACUCCUGGAAGACGAUGAUCAACACAACCGCCGAGCAGGACAAGACCCGCGCCUUUGAGAACCUGGAGGAAUACGUGGACUACCGAAUUGUUGACACGGGUGCACCGUUUGUGGACACAGUGAUGCGUUUUGGAAUGGGCCUUCUCCUCACGCCCGAAGAAGAGGAGCUUGUCGCUCCUAUUGUCAAGCCGUGCUAUGCUGCCCUGGGACUCGCCAAUGACUACUUCUCCUUUGAUAUCGAGUGGGAAGAGUUUCAUAAGCCAGAAUCAAAUCAAACCGCCUUGACGAAUGCCGUCUGGUUAUUCAUGCAAUGGCACCAGGUGAAUGAAGAGGAAGCCAAACAGCUUGUCCGGCAAGUCACAAACGACUACGAGAGGGGGUACCAGCAACGAGUACAAGAAUUUAUGGCUGGCCAAGGAAAGUCCAACGCCAAGCUGCAAUUGUAUCUCACUGCGUUGGGAUGCCAAAUUCCAGGGAACGUCGCUUGGAGUCUACGAUGUCCUCGGUACCACCCCUGGCUAUGUGAGGAAGGCAGUGCCCUGUUGCAAGCAUCGAUGAAAGAGGCUCGCGACUUGCCUAACAUAGGUAAACGACGGAGCGUCUCGGGAGAUAGUAUCUCGUCUAUGUCCUCCCUCUGGACUGGAGCAAGUGAUCGUUCUGCACGAUCAUCAGUUUCAUCAGCUCCUUCUGUCGACGACAGGGAAAAGGAGACCGACCGGGUUAUACUCGGAACAGAGCACCUCAAUGGUCCAGCAGAGUAUAUUGCCUCUCUACCCUCCAAAGGUGUUCGCGAGGCCUUUAUCGACGCGCUGAACGUGUGGCUUGCUCUCCCGGAUCGCUUCGUAAGCGUCAUAAAGACCAUUGCAAAGACUUUACAUAAUGCCUCUCUGAUGUUGGAUGACAUUGAAGACGGAUCGCCUCUGCGUCGGGGCCAGCCCGCGACACACACCGUCUUUGGACAGGCGCUGACAAUCAACUCCGCUAACUUUGUCCUGAUUCAGGCUAUGGAUCAAGUGAGGCUGUUGGAGGACUCGCGUUGUGUGGACAUCUUCGUCGAAGAGAUGCGUAAUCUGUUCGUUGGUCAGAGUUUCGAUCUGUACUGGACACGGCAGGGCGAGUGUCCGUCGGAGGACGAAUACCGGGAGAUGAUACGUCAAAAAACUGGUGGUCUCUUCCGGCUAUUAUCUCGGUUGAUGAUGCAAAAGGCGACGUCAAAGAAGAACCGAUACCUCCCAUUGGAACCUCUUGUCGACCUUAUGGGGGAAUAUUUCCAAAUCCGAGAUGAUUACAAGAACCUUACUGAAGAGUACACCGGACAAAAGGGUUUUUGCGAGGAUCUAGAUGAGGGGAAGUUCUCGUUUCCCCUGAUUCAUGCCAAUAAGUCAUUGCCUGAAUCAUCGGAUAUUCGGUAUAUUCUACAGCACGGCCGCCAGUCGGGCAGACUUGAUAUCGUGCAGAAGCAACUGGUAUUGGACUAUCUCCACGAGAGCGGAAGCAUGGGACACACGCAAGAAGCACUUCGAGGCCUGAUGGGUGAAAUCCGGCAUCGGAUCGACGAGGUGGAAAAGGAAUCGGGCUGCCCGAACUGGGUUCUGAGACUCCUUGUUCACCGACUGGAAGUCUGA